GUCGACUCCAGGACAUCAUGCCGGAGCUUCGAUGACAAGAAGGACUCUGGAGAGAGCGCCUCGCUCUUGAAGUGUCGAGUCAAUCCUCGAAUCAUCUCAGAUGCUACAAUUGGUCUUUCGGAUGGCCUCACAGUGCCCUUCGCUUUGACGGCUGGACUGUCAGCACUCGGCACCACAGACCUCGUUGUCUACGCUGGUUUUGCAGAGUUGAUUGCAGGUGCUAUUUCAAUGGGCCUUGGUGGAUACCUUGGCUCCAAGAGCGAGGCUGAUGCUUAUUUUUCCGCACUUGAGGAGACCAAGCAGUGUGUUGCAGAGGACCAGCAGAAGGCUUGCGAAAUGGUUCGAACGACGUUCGACAAGUACGCUUUUGCUCCUGAGACCAUCAAAUGCAUGACCAAGAACCUCAGUGAAGACCCGGAUCAGUUUGUCGACUUUCUCAUGCGUUUCCACCAUCAGCUUACAGAAGCUGAUUUCGUGGCAUCUCGAGCUUACGUCUCAGGCUUCACAAUUGCGCUUGGAUAUUUCCUCGGAGGUAUGGUGCCAUUGCUGCCGUACUUGUUCUUCACCCGCGUCCAAGACGCACUUCUGUGCAGUAUACUAGUCAUGGGUAUCGCGCUGUUUGUCUUUGGCUGGGCGAAGACGGCUCUGUUGGGCGAGAAUAGCUGGCGCAUCUGCUUUUCGAAUGCAGUUCAGAUGUUGGUGCUCGGAGGCCUAGCUGCAGCAGCAGCAAUGGGCUGCGUUAAG
Molecule: messenger RNA, 744 nt
Organism: Pseudocercospora fijiensis CIRAD86
Lineage: Eukaryota; Fungi; Ascomycota; Dothideomycetes; Mycosphaerellales; Mycosphaerellaceae
Exons: 2
Biological process (GO): intracellular manganese ion homeostasis
Cellular component (GO): fungal-type vacuole membrane
Molecular function (GO): manganese ion transmembrane transporter activity; iron ion transmembrane transporter activity
Source: RefSeq, a predicted model, not a curated record